Molecule: messenger RNA, 723 nt
Organism: Symbiodinium sp. CCMP2456
Lineage: Eukaryota; Dinophyceae; Suessiales; Symbiodiniaceae
Source: the annotation of a GenBank genome assembly
AUGGCCGCCUCUCGAUCAACACGCAGCGACUUCCGCGGGAAGCAGCCCGCGCGACAGGCACGUCGUAGCAAUACCAACGUUUCAGCGCGCAUCGCGCGUGACUCGCAGCCCAAGUCACGUCGCGGCGUCGCCAAGCGCAACCUCGCGCUACCAUUCUCACCGCCCGAAGACUGGCACGAGCCAUCCGAAGAGUGCGACGGCUACCGCGUCAUCGUGCAGCGGCCCGGUGAGGGCUAUCGCCACGUCCUCACGCCCGAGGACGUGCGUGAACGGCUGGCGCAAUUGCCCGAAUCGUUCCUCGUGGACCUCGAAGUGGUCCAAUUCAGCCGCAUGACCCGCAAGAAGCAGUCCCUGCCGUGCUAUGGCAUGCAGUGGGGGCCCGCGCUGUACCUCUAUCCGAUCGACGAGACGCUCGUCGAGUACUUCGGCCAACCGCCGACGCCCGCCAUCUACAACGAAUCGAAGAUGUACGGCGGGAAGUGGAACGAGGGGGACGGUGGCUAUUGGACGCUCACCUGGAGUGAGUCCGCGAUCCGCGACUUCUACCUCAACAACAUCCUGAUCCACGAGCUGGGCCACCUGCUCGACGACCGCAACAGCAGCUACAUCGACCGCGAGCGCUACGCCGAGUGGUUCGCUACCGAGUACGGCUACCGCGGCACCGGCGGCGCGGCGUCGCGUCGGCCGAAGCAGAAGGUCAAGCGGCGGCACCAUGCGUGUUGA